Callithrix jacchus (white-tufted-ear marmoset) is the source of this 16831-nucleotide messenger RNA. RefSeq names its product shieldin complex subunit 1 (gene SHLD1). The record is from RefSeq and is a predicted model, not a curated record. Lineage: Eukaryota; Metazoa; Chordata; Mammalia; Primates; Cebidae. Gene Ontology annotation, biological process: positive regulation of isotype switching; negative regulation of double-strand break repair via homologous recombination; positive regulation of double-strand break repair via nonhomologous end joining. Gene Ontology annotation, cellular component: site of double-strand break.
AGAAAUUGCCCAAAAUAGCCACAGGUGGCAAGCUUCACUGACAGGCCAAAAGCCCUCAGUCAACAUGGCCGCGACGGGCUUCCAUUGCCCUUCUCUGCCAGCAGUAAGGAUGGCUCCGGUGACUUCCUUUUAACCUCGCAUUUCCCAUAACAAAGAUGGCGCCUUUGCUUCCACGUUCCGGUUGUGGACGGACUAUGGCAGCUGAGGAUGCCACUUCAGGCAGUGUGUCAGAGGAGAGCAGUGCUUUGGACCUGCCAUCUGCAUGUGACAUAAGAGAUUAUGUCCUGCAGAGACCCAGCCAAGACACCAACAGUGAGGCUUUCAGUUCUGUGGAAUUCCAUUCUUUUCCUUGCUCUUCUGAUGUGGAUCCAGACUGUGCAGUUUAUCUGCUAAAACUACAAAAAUUCACCUGGCAUGGUGUUGGGGGGCCGUAAUCCCAGCUACACAGGAGGCUGAGGCAGGAGAAUUGCUUGAACCUGUGAGGUGGAAGUUGCAGUGAACAGAGAUGGUACCCCUGCACUCCAGCCUAAGUGAUAGAGCAAUACUCCAUCUCAAAAAUAAAUAAAUAAAAAUAAAAGAUAAACUUUAAGCAGUCCUGCUUCUGUGUACAUGUCACUGAUAGUUUGAUGUACAUUUGAUUAAUACUACAUUUUGUCCAGCAUGUGGCUGAUGUCCUUGUCAGGCUCAUUUGUUUAAAUCCAUUUUAAUUUGUUCAUGGAGCAAUUAACUCAGACUCACCUUGUUGGAAGUCAUGCUGAAGAUAUAUUUAUCAUUUCCUCCUACAUCAUGGAGACAGAUUGGACUGUGGCUCAUGCUUGUUGAGGUUGUAUGCUUAUUAAAAAUGGAGUAGAUGUAUGUGAUAUUAAAUUGAGCUUUUUAAUUUCCUUAGAUUUAAUGACAUACCUUUGCCAUGUACUUAAUCUCAGCAAAUAUUCACCCAUCCGAAAUUGGCAGAUUGCAAUUUAUAACUUGUCAUGUCAAAUGAAACAUUUUCUCUUUUCUUUGCUCCUCGAAAGAUCUCUGCUCAAAAUUAUAAUCUUUUAAAAAAUAGCUGACACAUUCUCCUUAGUGGGGAGCAUUCAACGUUUCUGUCCUGUGAUUUGAAACUGACCCUUCUCACUCCUCUUCAGCUUUAGCCUAUACUUAUUGAUAUAUUUAUUUUGGUUACAGUUUAAUGUUUUUAUUCUGACUUCUGGGUCAUAGAGAGAUGAAUGGGUAAAUGGAGAGAUGGAUGAGUGGAUAAAUUAGAUGAUUGAAUGAAUGAUAGAUAGAUAGACAGAUAGAUAGAUAGACAGACAGGCAGACAGACAGACACAGACAGACAGACAGAAAAGCAGAUCAAAGUAUACCAAAGAUGUGUGGAAGUACGGGUUCAGAUAACAAAGAAUACACCACAAGCUUUAGUCUCAAGCUCCCUAGACCAUAAAACCUUAUAUAAUGGUCAGCUUUCCAAAGCAGAGGCUAAAUAACUGUCAUUCUAUUGCAUCCAACAUAGCGUCCCAAACUUCGUUGAUGUAGGAUUAAUAAGAUGAAAACAGGUAAUGUGUGUGUUUGUAUGCAUGUGCAUGUACAUACAUAAAUAUAUUUUUAAUUGGGAUAAAAUUUACAUAUAAUAAAGUACAUAAAUCUUAUGUGUUACAGUUUGGUGAAUUUUUAUAUAUGUGCAUACCCACAUAACCACUACCUAGAUCAAGAUGUAGAAAAACAGAAAUUUGCAUGAAAGAUUUAUUGUGUGCAUGAGUGUUUUGGGUGCCCCUUUAAGAGCUAAAGUUUCAAAUGCAUUUGGGGUUUUGCCACUUAGAGGUCAAAAAAAUUUAGUCUUCCAGAUUGACCAGUAUAAUUAGGUUAUCUUUCUCUCUCUUUUUCUUCAUAGCAUCCUUCAAAUUUGUAUUCCUUUUUAGGUUUAUGCAUUUAUAUGUGAAAUGAAAUUCAGGGAGAACCUUAGGUAAAAGAAAAUUCUAAAAUGUCAAUAAGGCAGUAAAUGUUAUCAGUAAUAACUCCAUGACUCAUGAUUUCUGCCUCUGUCUAUCUUACGAUUGACAUAAUUUAUUGACUAAAAGAACAUUUAACUGCUUUCUUUAAGCUUAAACAGCUUCUUUCUCAUGAUCUCUUCAAAGAGUGAAUAUCAUAAAAGAGUAAAAAUAAUUAUUUUCCCUUUUUUCCAAGAGUCUUUGGAACAGAUAUCUUGGUCUGUGGGCCAGUGGCUGCACAGUCGGUAUUGCAGUGCAGAGACUAUUAGAGCAGCAGGCAUGAGCUGAGUUAGGAAGAUAAAGUUAUUUCCAAAAGCAAAUGGAAAUAGUUGACAACAGAGAAAGAGAACAUUGUCUACAAAACAUUAAUAGCCUUUACAAUUUUUAUAAAACCAACCUGGAACAACUUUGAAGUUGAAUGAUUUUGCAUAACUGGCUUAUUAUGGAAUGAAACUUUCAGAAACAAAACGUAGAAUGGAGAUGAACUGUACUUUUAAGAUGAUCACAUGUGAUCUGAGAUCAAAGUCUGGCGUUGGAAUACUGUUUUAAGGAUAGCUGGACUACCUUGGUGAGUUAAACAGAUGUGUCACCACAGGAAUCGAAAACGAAAACCUUGAAAUUUUAUGUAGCUCCUUCCUCUACCUUCAGAUAAAAUCUCUGUACAUCAGCCUAGGUGAUAUGAAUGUUGUCUACUUCAAGCACUUUUAGAAGAUGAGCUUUGGAUAUAAGGGCAAUCUGGCUAUGACAUUUAUUAUUUUGGUUGAUCUGGCCAAUUAAAAGACUGAUAUCUUAACUCCCUCACCAUUGCCUGCAUAUCCCUGAGUUGGUAAUUAUUUUCUUGGAACUUUGAAGGUCUGUUUCAUUGCCUUCUUGCUCACGCUGCCACUAUGGAGGUGUCUCAUGCAACUUAAUUGUCAUUCACUUAUGAAUAAUUUGUCUUUCCUCUCAGGUUGUUCGUAGGAUUUUAAUCUGCAGUUUUAUCUAUGGCCUAGCCCUAAAUUUCCUUUUAUUUAUCCUGCUUACAGAACAUUGUAAUUGAUACAUCUGAGGAUUUGUGCUUUUAUCAGUUCUGAGAAAUUCCCACCCAUUAACUCGUCUCAUUGUGCAUUGCGUUUCCUUCGUUCUCUCUGUUCGCUGUUUCUGAAAUUCCAAUUAUAUGCAUGCUGGAUCAUCUCACUUUGACUUCCAUAUCUCUUUUUUUUUCUUUCAUCUCUCUGGCUCUCUAUACUAAAUUAUAAGUAAUAUCUUCAACUCUGAUUUCUAUUUUCUAAUUAUCUUUCCACUGGAGUCUAGUCUCGUUUUACCUAUUUGCUGAGAUAUAAAUACCUUUUCCUCUAAUUUUUCUUUUUCUGUAAUUUAACAUUUUUUAUUGUGUUUUUGUUGGUUCUUCUCAUUUACCUGUUCAUUUUUUGUAGUCUCUUCUUACUCAAAUUUUCAAUUUCCUAUUAUAUUUCUUUAACAUAUUAAGCAUAUUUGCCUUAGAUCAUGAUUCCGUUAAUGGCAAUAUCUGAAGUUGCUAUGGGUCGCGUUGGCUGGCUCUUUUAAUUUACUCCCACUCAGUUAAGGUACAGUUUGGGCCACAAACACAUGUGAGUUCUGGCUCAUGAUUACAUUUUUUUCUUCUUUUUUUUUUUUUGUUUUCCUUUUAUUUUCUUUUAUCAGGUUAAAUCUUGGGGGAGAUAUUUCUUUCUCUCUCUACCCAGAGCCAAGACAAGUUUUCUUAGUCUGUUUGUUUUGUUUUACUACAGACCUUUACAAAGCAUAUUUCUUUCUCUAGUUCACUUUUUUCAGGGGGUGUAACUUCAGGGUUCUCAGCUUUAUGCAGUCAUUUCUUGUUAAGCACCCCAACCUUGCCAUGGCCCUAGGCUCUGUGUCCUGACCGCUGUAUGGACAUUGAAGCUGACCUGCUAGUUCUCGACUCCAGCUCAGGGUUUACAGACCUCUCAGAACUUCUAUUCUCAUUUUGCUUUUGGUCUCUAAAGGUUUCCUUGCUUUGUUACCGCUCAAUCAUGCAUUUAAAAAUACUUUUCAGAAACAUUUUAUCUAGGCCUUUUAUUUUAUUUUAUUUUUUUUGACACGGAGUCUUGCUCUGUUGCCCAGGCUGGAGUGUAAUGGCGUGACCUCAGCUCACUGCAACCUCUGCCUCCCAGGUACAAGCUGUUCUCUGCCUUGGCCUCCCGAGUAGCUGGGAUUACAUGCAUGUGCCACCAGGCCUGCUAAUUUUUGUGUUUUUAGUAGAGACAGGGUUUCACCAUCUUGGCCAGGCUGAUCUUGAACUCCUGACCUCAUGAUCCACCUGCCUGGGCCUCCCAAAGUGCUGGGAUUACAGGCAUGAGCCACCACACCCGGCCCUUUAUCCAGCAUUUUCAGCUGUUUGGUAACAGGGAGGAUUUUCAGAAUAUCUUGUCCACCAUAUUCUUUUGUCAAAAAUACAUAACUGUUUCUGCAACCACACCUCUCGUGUGAAGGUGGAAAUUCAAUUGCAUAUAUGCCUCACUUCUGGCCCUUAAUAACUCAUGUUAGAAAAUUUCUCAACAAAAAUGCCAUACAAACCACUCGUGGCCCAUUGUUUUCUGUCACUUAGCCUCAGUUUUCACCUCUCUGUGCGUAGUCUUUUUCUGCAGAAGUUGUAUUAUGCAAAUUUUAAAUUUUGUGGCUAUUUUCCAGUUUCUCUGAGUCUUCUGUGUCCUCUGAUGCUGUGUGCUUCAUUCAGCAGAGAAGGCUCAAAGCUUUGCUCUCCUUAAAUCCAAGUGUAAAUGCGAGGUAUGGGUGUUGAGAAUUAUCUCCUACAACUGAUCUCAUCUUGCUUGUUAAACUCAGCACUGCAGUUCUGCCUCAGCCGGUAGUCACUCUGUAAACCCUAGAUCUUCUCUGCCUAUUUUCCCAAGCUUUUGUUUUAUGUUUAAUGCUGCCUGUUUCUCCUUCUUCAAUGUAUUUACUAACUCAAACUUUUCCUGAAACUCUUUGCUUGAUUUAUAGCUGUCAUCACCUUACAAAAACCACUGCCACCAUCAGGCUCUCUGGAGGUUGAGUCAUUUCAGUUCCACCCACAUCCUGGUGCUGGUCCCCCUUGGAGGAUAUGUUUGGGGAUAGCUGGAGGGCUCCACCAGCCUGGGCUUCUGUGUGUGACACUCCCACACACUGAAGCGCACCUGCUGUUUCUGCCCACGCUGGGACCGUGUUUACUUUGCAGAGGGCGCACCAGGGACCUCUGUAUAGUCAUAGUCCUCCUGCUGUGAGAUGGGUAAUGUUCACUAUGAUUCAUCCCCUCGACUCUGGUGCCAAGAUGGGGCAGUAGCGACUGGUAAAGAUUAUGUUCCUUCCAGUUACAAAUAAAUGCUUGUUUGUCUGGCAUUUCCGUUUGAUAUAUCUAUCACUGUGUAAUUGUGUGUGUGUGUGUGUGUGUGUGUGUGUGUGUGUGUGUGUGUGUGUGACUGAAUCUCACUGUGUCACCCAGUCUGGAGUACAGUGGUGCAAUCUUGGCUAGCUGCAACCUCUGCCUCCCGGGUUUAAAAGAUUCUCAUGCCUCAGCCUCCUGAGUAGCUGGGACUACAGGCAUAUGCCACCAUGCCUGGCUAAUUGGUUUGUAUUUUCGGUAGAGUGGGGUUUCACCAUGUUGGCCAGGCUGGUCUCCAACUCCUGACUCAGGUGAUCUACGCACCUUGGCCUCCCAAAGUGGUGGGCUUACAGGCAUGAGCCACCACGCCCAGCCAGACAUGUAUUAGUGGAAGAUUCACAGUUCACUUUGAAAAAUCCCAGAUGUUAAAGAAUAAGCACCUUAAUACUCUAACAACUCUGCUGUGGGUACUAUUCUUGUUACUAAGGUAAUAAUUACAAUGUAUCUUUUAUUUAUGGAGCACUUGCUAUGUGCUGGGCUUUAUGCUAAUAAAUCAUUUAAUCCUUACAACAGUCCUAUGAGGUAGGAGCUGUUAUUAUCCCCAUCUUAUAGAUGAGGACCUGGAGAGUCAGAGAUGUGAAGUAACUUGCCCAGGAUCAUAUAGCGAGUAAGGGGCUUGCUAGGACUCAAACUCAAGGCUUCUUCCCAAGUCCAUGCUCACAAACCUCUCUUCUGUUAGGACAAAAUCAGAUUUCUGAUUCGUGACAAUGUACUCUUGCAAAGGCCAGAACUAAAUCUACCUUACAAGGUAACAUAUUUGAAAGUGUAACUGUGUUGCCUGCAUUGCACAGAACUGAUGUUAGAAUACCUUUGUGAGAACCGCUUUAGGAACCAGCAUGUGUAACAUAAGAAAAUCAAUUUUCUUUUGUAGAUAAACCUUGCUUUUCACCCCAGGCCCUGCUAUCCUGCUUGAUCACCUACAUUAUUUACAGAUUUCACUCCUCAUGCCUCUUGACAGUUUCCAGAAAGGCAAUUCUGUCCCAUGAGGAUGGAGCUUUGUCACCAAUGAGGACAUUCAGAAGAAGUUUCCAGAGGGAGUGAAGAUGCUUCCUUAGAGGCUCUGACAGGUUCUGAGCAAUAUUAUUUUACAAAUAAGAGCUUGGCUCUUGGGUUGAUUACUUUAAAGGGGAAGUCCUCAGCUGUAUCAGUACAUCUUAGUGUGUUUACUAUCCAUUCUCUGACUUCACAGAUACACUUAAUGUCGACUUGAUAUGGAGUGAAAUCUACUUGCAGAAACCCACAUUUACAAUAAUUCUACUGCAUAAAGAAAACGCUAGACUUUCUUCCUCUGUUACAGAUGUUACCUUCUCUGAGAAAAGCUUAUUGUAAAUGUCAACACUGGAACUGGCUCUGUUUUGAUAGGAAUCUUGUUCUGUUUCUCUUUAAAUCUUAAAACUACCAAAUAUUGACUUGUUGAUUUAGACCGAUUGUGGGAGGCCCCACAAUCUCCUCUUGAAGGAAAAAAGGAUCAGGUUUCUGCUUCCCCAGGAAACAGGGAAUUAUCUCUCUGCUGAAUAUGUAUCAAGCAACACUCCCAGUGUCAUUUUUAAAGUGCUCAUAUUUUUCUUACAGGUAAGGUUGACAUUUGAAGCAUCAUCUUAAUUAGCUACUCACAUUUAACGUAACUCAGGGGGCAGCAGUAAACAGUGGUAAUCAAAAUAGUAAUGUUGCCAUAGCAACCAAGAUCCUGCUCAAUUGCUUUUCCUUUCUGCUUACCAUCUAGGCAAGGAUAUGAAACAAAUCUGCCAAAACCUCCUGUGUGAAAUGAAAGUUUAAAAACCACUGGGGGAAAACAUUCUUGAAUGAUUGUUUUAAGUGCUUCAGUGAAGCUCCUGGCUCCAAAUGGCUCCUGAAGGAAACCGUGUCCCCGGUUCUCUUGUCUGACAGCUUUGCCUCCUGAGAGCUAUUCCCUACAACGUGGACGGGAUCAGGGGAAUCAUAGCUUUAUUCCAGCUCCAGCUGCAAGGUCCAGGAAGUGGGAGAGUUGACCCACGUGAUUCGAGCUAUAAAGUGUUAGGUUCUGAUCUCUUAACUUAGUUAUUCCUUUAUUGCAAAAUGCAAAGCCAUGCUGUUUUGAAACACGCCUUGAGAAGAUUGAGGAUUGUCAAUCAUUUUGAUGCUGUAAGCCAGUUGUUCCUAAAUUUUUAUUAUCUGAAUCGUUUAAGGAAAGCCCUUGAUCUCCCAUUUGGCCCAUCAUCACCAGCACUGGUUCUAAUAAUGGCAAAUGAUAGCCAUAUGAAAAUCAUAUUAGUUUUUUGUUGUUGUUGUUAAUUAUUGCAUAUCUUCGUAUGAAGGUCAUGUUAAUGAAGAAAAUUAAUGAGCAAAGAGAACUUUUCCGUGUUCUAAUUGCCAACCCCUUCACCCAGUGAUUCUGGAGACUUGGUCUUGGUCUCAAUUUUCUUAUCUGGAAAAUAAGACACAGUAGAGCCGGAUAUUUUCCCUCCUCUUGGAUCCAGCUUGAUACAUGACUUCUUUAUUAAAUAGAAUAGAAAAACAGUAUCACCCUUUAGUAGUGAUAAGCUGACACCAUGAGGGUUGUCUUGCUUGAAAAAACAAAACAAACCCUGUGGCUUCUCAGGAGGUCCUCGCUUCACCCUCACCUUCUUUUUAUUGCUUUCCAUGUAAGAGACUGGAAUAAUCUAAUUGUGAAAUUAAUCAAAGAGAAAUCAGGCAAAAAUGUUUUCUUUGUAAUUCAUUUUGUAUGCCAUUAAAAAGAAAUAAGAUGAAAAGAGAGGGAGUGAAAAAAGGGUAGAAAAAUGGUCAGGAAUAUGAAUAAGCAGUACACAGAAAAGGAAACCCAAGUGGCCCAUAACUGUAUGAAAAGCAGCUCUGCCACACAAGUUGUCAGGGAAAUGCAAACCUAAAUCCGAGAUACAGCUUUAAUGUCUGAUAAUAUCAGAAUUUGGCAAAGAUGGGGAGAAACAGGAAAACCCAAACACUGCUGGUGGGAGUGUAAUUGUUAUUAUACAACCACCUUGGAGAGCAAUUUGGCAGAAUCUAGUCAAAUUGAAAAUGCACAUUCCCUUCGAUUUCGUAAUUCUACUUUUGGAUAAAUUUCCAAAGAGAGUCUCCUCCUGAUACAUGUGCACAAGGCAGUAGGUAUCAGGAGGCUCACUGAAGCCUUAUUUGUGAUAAUAAAAAAUUAAAUACAGCCUACUUGUCUAUCAGGAAGAGAAUGGAUGAAAAAUAAUGUAGCAUCUUCCUAUAUUAGAGUACUAUAAAGCAGUUUUACAUAAUAAACAAUGGCUAAAAGUAAAAAAAAUCAUAAAGUCAGAUGUAAAACUUUGUAUUUUGAAAACAAAAUGCAAAACUUUGCAUAUUGAAAGUUAAAAUGCCUACCACGCACAAAACAGCACUCUUGCAUAUGGAUACGUAUAUAUGUGUGUGUAUGUGUGUAUAUAUUUAUAUGGCAUCAAAAAUGGGCUGGGGGUGGAGUGCAAUGCCUAACAAAGUUCCUACCACACAGUUAUGUCCCGGAGGACUGAAAUUGAUGCUGGAAAUCAUCUCAGUCCAUGUUAUAAAAAAUAAGGUAUCUACAGACUUUUGCUUUUGGCUAAACCUUCCAUGGAUUUGUCCUACAAUACUCCAAGCCAAUCCUCCUUUCCUUUUCCCUCUUUUCACUACUGGCAUUUUUCCUACUUCCUAGCCAUUCAAACCUUUUGGUUACUGUCCAGCAAGUGAACUGGCCCUGAUUCACUUCAACUCAUCGGCACCUCACUUGAGAUCUCUUCUUGGUUUAGUCUGGCUUUUCCCUGCUGCAUAAUAACACGAGGGCUGGAGUUCUGGGGCACCUUAUAUCCUAUCUUAUUAAUUCCAUAAAAUCAGUGACGGAAAAACAAUAAGCUUAAGCCUCCUUUGUCCUGAUUGCAACCCUGCCAUCCAGGGUUCAUACAUUUUAGAAUUUGCGACUGUUCCUUUAAAGGAUAAAUCCACAUCCUCACAAAGGGAGAGUGUGUGGAUAUCAAGAUAUUUAAUCCAAAUUAACAUUUCAAAGGGGUGGAUGGUUUGCUCAGGUGCUUUGGAAACCACAGUCUCUGUACUUGUUUAUAUCUGAAAGUUCAAAUUGAAUGAAUCACCCAGAGGGCAAGUGGCAUAUGCUGUCACCCUUCAUCCUAAUGACAAACAGAUGCCAUGGGCAAAGGACAGGGUCCUCUAAGAGGCCAUCAUGGAGGAAUAAAAUGAAUGCUGGGGAAAAAAAAAAAAAAAACAAAGACAGCUGUGAUUAGUACAUAGUCCUAAAAGUAGGUGCCAAGGCAAUUUAAUAAGACCAGUGUUCUGGUUUGUAAGAAGUCUUCUACUUUGGCAUUUUAUAUUUUCUUGAAAAAUUAAAAUGUUCUAAGUACAGAGAGCUAUAACAUCCAAGCUCAUACCACCCCAAACCGGCAAUUAACACAAUGUCCUAUUUGCUUCAAAACUUUCUUCUUAUUAAACAUUUAAAUUAAAGUUGACUAUUUCUUCACAGAUAUUAUAGGUUGGUGCAAAAAUAAUUGUGGUUUUGACACUGACCAAAACUGCAGUUACUUUUGUAUCAACCUAAUAAUCUGAUUGCUUCUAGCCUCCCUCACCUUAAAAAAAAAUUAAUCUUGGCUCACUGCAACCUCUGCCUCCUGGGUUCAAGUGAUUCUUGUGCCUCAGCCACCCGAGUAGCUAAUUUUUGUAUUUUUAGUAGAGGGGGGUUUGCCAUGUUGGCCAGGCUGUUCUCAAACUCCUGGCCUCAAGUGAUCUGCCUGCCUUGGCCUCCCAAAGUGCUGGGAUUUUUUCAGUCACCCUAGUGAGUACCAGUCCCUCUUGUAAGAGCACACUUUUAUAGAAAGCAACGCCUGAAGUUGAAAGAAGUGUUUACCUGGCUUCUUAGCCUAGCCCCCAAGCUCUCCAGAGCCUAAGUCAAUUUCUUCCUCUCUCAUAAGCAUUCUCUGCCCCUUCCAGACCAUCCCUCACUAGGCUCGUGGGCAUUCUCAUGUCUGCACCUAGCACUGGGCUUCCCCUCCAUGAAGCAGCUUUCUUCUUCAGCCUGGUCUAUCUGAGGAUGACUCACCUUCCCAGUCCCAGCUUUUUUAUUUUUUAAUUUUUUUUUUUUUUUUUCUGAGACAGAGUCUUGCUCUCUUGCCCAGGCUGGAGUACAGUGGUGUGAUCUUGGCUCCCUGCAACCUCUGCUUCCUGGGUUCAAGCAGUUCUCCUGCCUCAGCCUCCGGAGUAGCUGGGAUUACAGGUGUGUGCUACCACACCCAGCUAAUUUUUGUAUUUUUAGUAGAGAUGUGGGUUUUACCAUGUUGUUCAGGCUGGUCUUAUACUCCUGGCCUCAGGUGAUCCACCCACCUCAGCCUCCCAAAAUGCUGGAAUUACAGGCAUGAGCCACCACACCUGGCCAAAUUAAAGUGUUUUAAACAUACAAGUCAAUUAUGAGCAUUAGUUUAAAGGGGGACCUGUGACUAUUUUUAGAGCCACAUGAUCCCAGGGGACCUCCAGCGGACAAACCAAGGAAGCAAGGCCUGGGAACUUAGGAGUGUGCCAUGCAGGGCCCUGAAAGAGGGCAGCUUCCCAUCCAAGCAGCAUGGAAGGAGACCUAAUAAGCCACAUACUGUUUCUUUCCUUAAAUCCUGAUACUUUUUCAUUUUUAAAAACUUAAGUCUUGGCCAGGUGCUGUGUCUUACACCUGUAAUCCCAGCACUUUGGUAGGCUAAAGUGCGCAGAUCAUGUGAGCUCAGGAGUUUGACACCAGCCUAGGCAACGUGGCGAAACCCCAUCUCUACAAAAAAUACAAAAAAAAUUAGCUGGGUGUGGUGGUGCGCACCUGUAGACCCAGCUACUCAAGAGGCUGAGGUGGGAGGAUCGCCUGAGCCCAGGAGGUGGACUUAGGCAGUGAGCUGUGCUUGCACGGUGGCACUUUAACCUGGGGGCAACAGAGCAAAACCCUGUCUCAAAAAAAAAGUCUUAGAUUUCUUUCAGCUCCUUAACAUCCUUGAAACCACACAUAGGUCCUCUUAAUCAGCACUUCCUAGUAAAAGAAACUGUGGACAAAUCAGGCAGGGUGGGUGGGUGGCUGCUGAUUCAGAUGCAUGCAGAGGGCAGAAUUCUAAAUAUCAAAUCCAUUUAGUAGAAACUUGUCAUAGUUGAAGGCAAAAAUGUUUCACAGAGAUGAAAUCCUGCUGUGCAUUUACGAACCACAGAAAUAGCCGGGGAAGCUUCUCUGGAAGAAUCCAUCACUAGAUAUUGGGGUUUCUAAAGGCCGAUGGCAUCUCUUGCAGAACACAACCAUUAAUCUCAAGGGCCCCAUGCCAGCUGACUGUCUUCUGAAUUCAAAUAAGCACCCAUAACUCCUACAGAGAGAAAAAUAUUUUUAGGUGUAUAAGAAUCUCAAGUAUCUGGCUGGGCAUGGUGGCUCAUGCCUAUAAUCCUAGCACUUUGGGAGGCCAAGGUGGGUGGAUCCCUUGAGGCCAGGAGUUUGAGACCAGCCUGGCCAAGAUGGCAAAACCCCAUCUCUAUCAAAAAUAUAAAAAAUUAGCCGGGCAUGGUGGCAUGCACCUGUGGUCCCAGCUACUCGGGAGGCUGAGGUGAGAGGUUCAUUUGAGCCCGGGUGGUUCAUCUCAGCUGCAGUGAGCUGAGAUCAUGCCACUGCACUCCAGCUUGGGUGACAGAGUGAGACCACGUCUCAAAAAAAAAAAGUUGGGGGAGGAAUCUGAAGUAUCUGUAUGUUAUCUCUUUUCUUGUUGGCAAAGAGAAAAUUUAACAAUGGGAUGCCUGCAAAAGCAUUGUGGUAUCAAGCCCUGCCCUCCUCCUUUUCUUCUCGUAAAGUUUUAAAGAAAUCCUAUUCAUGAUGGAAAAUAUAUCGAAAUAAAAAGGGUAGUUUUGUUCAAUUUAGAUAAUCCCAGAAUCAUUGGGACCAGUGCCAAUGGCUUUUACCCUCAAACAUUGUUGAAGGGAAAAAAAGCCAUCUCAAGGUCUGAGAAGGAAAAAUGCAUAACUCAAAUAGGUACUAAAAAGAAGGGUGUUGUGCAGGGAAUGGGGACCAACAGCAAAAGUGUCUCUCUCUCUAAUUUUUUUUUUUUUUUUUUUUGAGACCGAGUCUUUUUGCCCAGGCUGGAGUGCAAUGGCACGAUCUUGGCUCACCACAGCCUCCACCUCCUGGGUUCAAGUGAUUCCCCUGCCUCAGUCUCCCAUGUAGCUGGGAUUAUAGGCAUGUACCACCACGCCCAGCUAAUUUUGUAUUUUUAGUAGAGACAGGGUUUAUCCAUGUUGGUCAGGCUGGUCUCAAACUCCCAACCUCAGGUGAUCCACCUGCCUCAGCCUCCCAAAGUGUUGGGAUUAUAGGCGUGAGCCACUGCUCCCGGCUGGUAGCAAAAGUCUCUUAGGGAGCUCAAGGCAAAUCAACGUAAUACAAUGCAAUGGGAUUCAACAUUAAGUUCCCACUCCUUUCAAGAUCCAUCCUUUGAGCCAGGGGAGGGGUGAGGGGUCGGGAGACAUAAUUGGUAUUUGGGGGAAGGACCAUUUUUUGUCCUGUGCACUGUAGAAUGUUUAUAUCCUCGACUCCACUCACUAAAUGCAAGUAGCACUUUGCAGUCCCUGACACAGAAACAUCCCUAGAGUCUCCUUGGAGACAUUGCUAUCCCCUUUUGACAGCUGUACAAGGUUGGGCUAUAUUAACAGAAUAAGGUGGGGUUUGAACAUAGCUGUGAGAAUGCACCACUGAGCAGGAACUGACCUAGUACCCAUCAUUCUUUCCACACAUGGGCACAUCAGGAAAGGAAAAGCAGUUAGCUUCAUUUGCUGGCAAAGAAACGGUGACAUCCAAAAAGCUAUAACAGCCUCAUGAUUAGAGAGGAGGCUUUAUAGUUUGUAGAACAGCAAAUUUUAAAAGGAAAUCAAAGACUGAAAUGGAAUGCAGGCAGCGUUCAAAAGAACUGACAUAGUAAAUUACUCAACCCGUAUGUCAUUGGUCUUCUGAAGGGGAAGAGUUGUUUCUCUGAAGACGACUGGCAGACUGCCUGACAUGUGCAUGAAAAAUAUAGGAGAUAGCUGGCUUUUAGACUCUUUUGUGGACACUGGACUUCAAAAAUUUAAAAUUAAAUAAUAAAACACACAUGAAAAUUAAAAAUCCUGCAUAUCAAAGCACAUUGACUAUUUACUUACCAAGUACGUGCCAUGUUGCUUGGAGUUUUCUAUAUAAGUGGACAGUUUUGGGGGUUCAACUUUCCUAGUGUUACUGCUGGGGAUACCCUGCUCUCUCCCACCCAUCCCAUUAGCCCUUCCCAGCUUCUGUCUUCUAGCCAUUACCCCCACCAGCCCCUUCCCAGGACAAGGUCAUCUUCGGGGAAGAAGCGGGGAAGGGACCCCUCAUCCUGCCAUCAUGGGACCCUAUUCCUUCUCCCGUCUCCCUUCAACUUUCUAACAGCAACGUCAUUUGUUGGGCAACUACCCGAGCUAAGGCUUUUUAUUUUAUUUGGUUGCUUGAUAGUAAAGUAGGCCACCAAAGGAAAUUUUAACAUCUGUCUCUCCAAGGUUUCUUUUAAUUUUUUCAGAAUUUUUUAAAACCAAAAGCCCUUUUUCAUGAAUUAUUUGAGAUUUGCUCACUUGAAGGCCAUCACUCCUGAUUUUGUUACAAUGACAUUCUCUUCUAAAAUGCAAUAAAAAAAUGAAAAGCAAGAAAUUAACAUGAUCCAUUACUACCAUCUAAUCCUCAGACCCCAUUCACAGCUCUCCAGUUGCCCCAAUAAUGUGCUUUGCAGUGAAAAGAUACGGUUUAAACAUUUUUGUGUGUUUGGCUGUCAUGGCUGUUUUUAGCCUCCUUCUGGCUGAGACAGUAGCUCAGUCCUUCCUUGGUUUUCACAAACUUGGCACUUGUGAGGAGUACAGGCCAAGAACUCCUCCCCUGCUGCUUCUAUGCCAUCAGGACCAGAAAGAGACCAGCAUCUGCCUCCCUCCCCUUCCACCCAUCCUGGAGGCUUCAGUCCAGCGACAGGGUGGUUGGGAGGAACUUGGGCAGAAGCUCUGGGCAUAGCAGGGCCAAGGAAACUUCCUUUACUAUUCCUUAAAAAAUAAUGAGGGGCCUGGGACAUAUUUUUGUGUUGUUGGGGUUUUUUUUUCACUGUUGUUUUGUCUUGUCUUGUCUUGUUUUGUUUGAGAUGGAGUCUUGCUCUGUCACCAGGAGUGCAGCGCAAUCUUGGCUCACUACAACCUCCACCUCCCAGGUUCAACUGAUUCUCCUGCCUCAGCCUCCUGAGUAGCUGGGAAUACAGGUGUGUGCAACCACACCUGGCUAAUUUUUAUAUUUUUGGUAGAGAUGGGGUUUCACCAUGUUGGCCAGGAUGGUCUCAAUCUCUUGACCUCAUGAUCCUCCCACCUCAGCCUCCCAAAGUGCUGGGAUUACAGGCAUGAGCCACUGAGUCUGGCUGGGACAUAGUUUUAAGCUUUCUGGAAACUAGUGUAGUGGAAAUACCAUCCUACAAAUUCUUUACAAAGCAUGAUCUCUGUUUUGGGUUCCCCUGGCCACUCUGAGUUCUCUCUCUCUUCGAGCUUACAGGCUGGGCCUCAGGCUGCUGAAGAAAGUCCAGUGGGCAGAGGAGGAGAACUGGAACCAGCCAUGGAGACAUUUAGUUUCUAUUUCUUCUCACCACUUGGACUUUGUUCAUCAAUCUGCUUCUCUAUUGCCAUGGUCCUUUCAGAAUAAGAUUGCAGGUCACCUCCUCUGAAGAGAGAGCAUGCACUCAUUCUGCUACCCUUGCACUGCACUGUCCACUGAGUCCAUGCUGUCUCAGUUAAUGUCACUAUCCAUUUCAUAUCUGUGUAUGUCCUAUGACUAUAUUUCACUUGUUUAAUGUCUAUAAUGAUGUCCCUUCUUCCUACUUAGGUCCCUUAGAUGAGGGACAUGGUCUCCAGCGUCCAUCUGUAUAUCUUCAACAACUUUUAAUGAGUUGCCUGAAUAUCAGCUUUGUAUAAAUAUGUGUUGAAUGGAUGAAUGCUUGUCCAUGUGUAGGCCUGCAUGUAACUCAAAGAACACAUGUCCACAUUCUUUUUUUUUUUCACUUUUUAGUUUUUUUUUUCUUUCUUCGUGAUGUCCGCAUUCUUUUAGGAUGUGCUGAUGCUUUUGGAUAAUCUAUUUCUCUUUAUAUUACCAUAGACAUUCUAGAAGAGAGAUUGUUUAGUAAAACCCUCAUUUUGAAAGUGGAGAAAGUUGAAGAGCAGAAAGGUUGUAUGACUUGUCCAAGCUGUCAUUUCCAGCUAGUAGCAAAACUAGGCCCAAACCAAAAUCCCACCUCCUUUCCUAAAGCUCCACCCACUGCACCGUGCACCUUCCUUCAGCAUUGGCAAGUACAGCUAUGUUUAUUAUAGCUACUGAUUGAGUUUGUUGGGGCAGGGAAAUGUCAAAGCUAAUGAUUUAUUAAAGCUUUUAUCAGGGUCAGGCAUGGAGGUCCAAGAGCAGGAUGCCUGCCUGGUCAGCUUCUGGUGAGGGCUCCUUUCCUGCCUUGCAGACAACCGCCUUCUCACUGUGUGUUCACUUCCUCUUAUAAGGUUACCAAUCCUAUCAGAUUAGGGUCCUACCUAUAUGCCUCAUUUAACUUGAAUUACCUCCCAAAAAGCCCUCUCUCCAAAUAUAGUCAUGUUAGGGGUUACAGCUUCAACAUGUGAAUUUUGUAGGGACACAAUUCAGUCCAUAGCAUAGUGUUAGCAUAAAUAAUUUGCAAACACCUUUGACAUACUAUAAUAUGACGUGAAAAUAGUUGUUAUAGUGGGAAGGGUCACCCACCAGGUUACUUGAGAGUGAAUGUCUGCUGCUUGAACCCUCAAGGCUGGGCAGUGAGCUAAGGCUGUCGUGCCCCACUGAGGAGCAGGUAUCCUUGAGAACCCAGACAUCCUGGAGAGAAUCUGAGAACCUACCAAGGAAAACAGUCCCAUCGUGCACACGCGCGGAUCUCUAGAGCUAUCCUGCUAGCAUCCAGGAGUGUCCUGUUCAUAAGCCCUAAUCAACUCAUCUACUCAUCAAGCUGGACUUGUCCAAGUUAUUCUUUGGUCUUUCAACACCUUCCCAGUUUGGGGGUGGGCACUACAGUCUCAAGUUGUUCCCGUAACAGCUGAGAUCUAUUGGUGACAAAGCUAUAGGUAUUGCUAUGAAUACUGUGAUUUGCUGCCUACAUUCUUCAUGGGAGGAAAUGUGUAAUUUCAGGUUGUGGUUAGUGAAGAUACAUAAAUAUAUAUGUAUAUUUUUUCCAUCCAAGUUCACAGGCAUCCUGAAUUUCUAUACAGGGAAAUCAGGUUAAAAAUCCAUCACACAAGUACGUACGAUGGUCUUGUUGUGAGACAGUGGCAUUACCUCAGGAUGGUGAAAACAGAUUCUGAAAUCAGCUGCUAUUUCCCAUUGCCAGUUACUCAGGAGUAGCGAGCAUGUUGAACUGAAAAUAGACAUCCUCUGCUCUAGGUUUGCUUUCUGAUAUUUUUGAUUGCUUGUUUGAGUAUUGGAAUGUGUUUUGUC